GGGCACGGAGAGCGGAGACUUCCUGAGAGGCGAGUGCCGACUUCCUGGGCACGGCAGGAGAGAGAGCGGGCAGAGCCCAUGUGCAGCGCAGAGCCGGCGGCGCUGGGCUCCAGGGGAGGAAGCCGCCGGCCGCUGAGUCCGAGGCCGCGAUGUGUCAGCAGUGCCGAAAACUGCCUUAUUAGGAGAGAAACUACCGGCGAAAAUCAGUUCUUUGCUCAAAGCCGUUGCUCCGAGCCGAGGGCUGCCUGUGAGUGCCAGCCUGCGCUCAUUCCUCAGGGAAUGACGAGACAUGAGCUCAGCAGCGUGGCCGAGAGGGACCUGAUGGCACAGCCCGAGCCCCCUCCAGAGCUGCAGCUGGAUGAAGCCAGAGCACCCCCAGCCCCACAGGGAGCAGCUGAAGGAGCUGCUCCACACCCAGAACGUCCUCACAGCCCACUGGAUCCAGCAGGGAAUGGAUCCAAGCCCCUGCAGAGGGGCAGCCCAGACUCCAGGCAGGAGCUGCAGGCUGCCAGCAGAGAUCCUUCCUUGGAGAUAAACACACCAGGAACUCAGCUGGAUGAGGGUGCAGCCAGGGCUGGGAUCCCGCUGGACGUGGAUGCAGAUGGGACAGGAAUCCCACUGGCCAUGGAUGCAGACGGGGUAGAGAUUCCACUGGACAUGGAUGAAGGUGGGACAGGGAUCCCGGUGGAUGAGGAUACAGCAGGAAUUCCGCUGGACGUGGAUGAAGGUGGGACAGGGAUCCCAGUGGAUGAGGAUACAGCAGGAAUUCCACUGGAUGUGGAUGAAGGUGGGACAGGGAUCCCAGUGGAUGAGGAUACAACAGGAAUUCCACUGGACAUGGAUGAAGGUGGGACAGGGAUCCCAGUGCAUGAGGAUACAGCAGGAAUUCCGCUGGACGUGGAUGAAGGUGGGACAGGGAUCCCGCUGGCCAUGGACACAGACAGGGCAGGGAUCCCAGACACUGCAGAUGGGGCAGGGAUCCCGCUGGACAUGGACACAGAGGGAGCAGGCGGCCCUCUGGAUGCUGAUGCCACAGAGCACCAGUGCCUGACCCUGGAAGAGCUGGGGAAUUAUUUCCAGGAGUGCAUCGAGGUGGUGGAGCAGCUGGAGAGGGAGAGGGACAGCCUGAUCGCCGAGCUGGCCCAGCUGCGCGAGCCGGCGCUGCAGGAGAUCCGCCAUGCCCACGAGGAGAUCCAGGCAGCCUGCAGGCUGCUGGCCAAAGUGGAGCUGGAGAGGGACAACCUGCGGGAUGAGAUCCGCCAGAUCAAGCAGAAACUCUUCAAGGUGACCAAGGAAUGCGUGGCCUGCCAGUACCAGCUGGAGAGCCGGCGGCACGACCUCUCCCAGCACGCCGCCUACCAGGGCGAGCUGCAGAGCCAGGCGGGGCAGCUCUCGGGGGAGCUGUCCCAGCUGAAGGAGACCUGCGAGAAGGAGAAGGAAGUUUUGAGGCAGCGCCUGGAGGCUCCUCCCUGCCGGCAGGACAACCUGUACCUGCAGGAGAGCCGCAGGCUGUCCCUGGAGUUCGAGAGCUUCGUGGCCCAGAGCCGGCGGGGGCUGGAGGAGCACUACGAGCCACAGCUGCUGCGGCUGCUGGAGCGGCGCGAGGCCGGGGCCAAGGCUCUGCAGGAGAUGCAGGGGGAGAUCCAGGGCAUGAAGGAAGCCCUGAGGCCCUUGCAGGGCGAGGUCAGCCGGCUGAGGCUGCAGAACCGCAGCCUGGAGGAGCAGAUCGUGCUGGUCAAGCAGAAGAGGGAUGAGGAGGUCGGGCAGUACCGGGAGCAGGUGGAGGAGCUGGAGGACAGGCUGAAGGAGCUCAAGAACGGGGUCCAGCUCCAGCAGCGCAAGAACCAGGAGCUGGAGGAGCUCAGGACCAGCCUCCAUCGGGAGCUCUCCAUCUACAAGAGCUGCUUAGAAAUCUACGGCCACCUCUGCAAAUCGGAGGAAAAAGCAGAGCAGGACUCUUAGAACCACAGAAUUUUCCUCUUUGUAGCAAAAAGCAGUGGACAGAGGAUCCAAGGGAUGUCUCCUCAUGCUGCUUUACCCUGCCUGAUGUGCAGCAGCUGCCUGGAGCUGGGAAUACCAAUCCUUUCCCUGGGUGUUUCCCCAGGUGCUGCUGCUGCUCUUGUAGUAAAAGUGCUUUUCCCCAGAGGAGCAGAGCAAUCUUUGUACUGAACAAAGGAUAUGGAUGAGGAAUAACUGAUUGAUGUUUUGCUGUGUUUGGGAAAAUGUUGUCUUGUUCAAGCCUGCACAGAAAGUUCUGGAAGCUGGUGUUAGGGGGGGUUUGACUUUUAAAGUUUACAUGCAAGAGAAGCUUUCUCCUUUGAAGAGGAUUUUCUUUUGUAUUUCAAAGAGUUUCUGCUGUACUGGGACAUGCUCCACAGAAAUGAGGUGGUGGGGAAGAGGUUUCCACUUUAUAUCGAGUCUCACACUGAAAAUAAAAGGUCAGAGUUUAAGGAGCCUUUUCACUCUCAGAGUGUCUCAAAGGCCCAAAUUUGUCUGUCAAACUGAGGUGUUUGUGUCAAAAUCAUGCUGCAGGAUGAUAAAAAACACUUGUGGAAAGGGCUUAAGGCAGAGUUCAAGUGCAGAAAGCAGCAGGGCUUGAGGGGAAAAACAAUUGUUUGAGUGCUCAUUAAUUUAUUUCACAAAGCAGCAGAAAUGAGAGGGGGAGAAAUAUCCAAUUUGAUGUCUUAAAAAUUACCUCAUGCACACACAUAGGCAGAGACCGCUCUGAAAAUACCCUCAACAAAGCAGUAAAUGCAGAAAGAGCACAAAACUCCUCAAACUUGGCAGCAUUUAUGUAGAAAAACUUUAUUCCAGCUGAAGAACUUACACUCAAAUUAGUCACGAGGAGAUGGAGAGAACAGGCUGCUGGUGGCACUGGACACCCGAGUGGAAGACGUGCAGGACCUUGUGGUCAAGGACUAAACUCCUAAAAAAAGUGAGUUUAUCCACAAUUCAUUUGUUUUCCACCAGCUGCCAAGGCUGCUGAGGGGUCACCCGUUGGUACAAACAAACACCUUUUACGACUUGAGGGCUCCCCCAAGUUUUCCAAAACCAUUUCACAGAAAGGAAAGAAACAUUAUGUGAAAACACAGCUCAAGAAACGCACAACAGAGCAAAAAAAAUGGGAGGUGAGAGAGGCUCUGCAGGAAUAGCUAAAACCAAAUUGCUGGCACCCAGCAGGAGGGAGGAAAGGGAAAGGAAGGAAGGAAUGAAAAACCCAGAAGUGCCAGGAGAGACAAAAAAAAAAAAAAAAAAAAAAAAAAAAAAAAAAAAGGAAAAA
Messenger RNA from Serinus canaria (Common canary), 3280 nucleotides. RefSeq names its product syncoilin, intermediate filament protein (gene SYNC). The record is from RefSeq and is a predicted model, not a curated record. The transcript is spliced from 6 exons. The coding region runs from base 79 to 1962 and encodes 627 amino acids. Lineage: Eukaryota; Metazoa; Chordata; Aves; Passeriformes; Fringillidae. Gene Ontology annotation, cellular component: intermediate filament.